Bactrocera tryoni is the source of this 6932-nucleotide messenger RNA. RefSeq names its product pneumococcal serine-rich repeat protein-like. Gene Ontology annotation, molecular function: signaling receptor binding; non-membrane spanning protein tyrosine kinase activity; ATP binding. The transcript is spliced from 10 exons. The record is from RefSeq and is a predicted model, not a curated record. Lineage: Eukaryota; Metazoa; Arthropoda; Insecta; Diptera; Tephritidae. Gene Ontology annotation, cellular component: extrinsic component of cytoplasmic side of plasma membrane. Gene Ontology annotation, biological process: innate immune response; protein phosphorylation; cell surface receptor protein tyrosine kinase signaling pathway. The coding region runs from base 638 to 6760 and encodes 2040 amino acids.
AAAAACCCACAAAACACAAGUAACUUGUGCAACAAAUUGCCGCAACAUAUUCGCCAUACAUGUUUAUAAACAAAUGUUGCAAAAGCGAAAAACAAACAGUGAAAUAGUGAAAAUACAGCGAAUUCACGCGCAAACGAAAAUGAAAAUAAAUGUAUUAAAAUACAUACUAAUCAAAUACUGAGCAGAAAAAAAAUAACCACAACACUAACAACUAUAAAAGCGCUUAAUAAAACAUUGCAAAUUUUGUAAGUGAAAAUUAUUUUAAAAUUCUACGACUGCAGCAACAUUAAUCGUCUGUGGAACAAUACUUCAAUGUCACCACAGCAGCCUGCAAGCCAGCAGCAAUAACAAGAAAAAGCUGCACAACAACAACAACACUUCAGCAGCAACACGCGUUAUUUAUAAUGCUGAACAAAGAAGAUAAAUAAAGAAUAAACGAGGACAACUUCGUCUGGAGUAACAUACCAGCAAACAACUAACACUACGUUUAAAUACUAAUAGUAGUUAGCGGAAAAACAACAGCAAUAACAAUCCAAAUAAAUCAAUAAAUAUAUAGACUGCUGCGAAUCCAAAACUUGCCAAUGACAAUACUUGUUUUCAGUUAAAUUAAGCGCAAUUAGCGAUAUCAUAAACACUCAUGCGCACCGAAAGCAUUACGAGCGGGCGACACAGUUGCGCAUCCGCAUACACCACUGCAACUGCCACGGCCGCUGCUGCAGCCACAGCCACGGCAACAGCAUCCGUUGUGGCGGCCGCCGCGAGUGCCACCAAAAUGGCAAGCAUGCCGGUCGUGUGGUGCACCGAUCCAAAUUCAGUGAAUAAACAACCCACAGCUUUCGCGCUCCACGGCAUACAAUUGCAGGGAAACGUGACCGAGAAACAGGUGCUGGCGUUGCGCGAACUGGUGAAUGCCGCCGCCGAGGGUAGACUCAUAUUGCCCGCGGACGGCUCAUUUGUGCUGCUCGACAGUGGCAUUAGCAUCGAAAGUUCGAUUGUAAAUAGCAGUGGUGGUAGUAUUGGUGAGGGCACUGUUGUCGAUACGGAUGGCAAUAAAGAGAACACAGCGCAGAAUGUCGCACCAAAUGUUUCGACGCAUGGCUGUGGCGCCGAGGAGAAACAUGUUAAAAACACAUAUAUACUAAUGCCUGUGACAACAAACAAGCCGCGCGCAAACGCAGACUUGCCUGCCAAUCUAGAGCAGCGCGAUGUGAUAGACGAAGAGGAGGAGGAUGAGGAGCGAGAACACGAAUUAGCGGAAGCGGCGCGCGAAGUGCCGCCACAGCAGUUUGAGUACGAUGAAGAGGAGUACGAACCGAAAUACUCCACAUUCACGCCGCCCAACUCUACUGCCGACGAUGAAAUUCUCUACGAAUUUCUCUGCUGCGCAAAAUGCAUGAAUGAUAUAUAUGCUUCCCGUUGUCAGGCAAAUGCUGCGGCGCGCAUGCGCAAUAGCAAUUGCCAGUAUGCCACGGCCAUCUACCCGCCGAAAAGCAAUCAAACCCGACGCGCUUUAGCCGCAGAACGUUUACAGCGCUUGCUCAGGACUUCCGGUCGCGGCAGCGCCUUUGUGGAUUGGAGCUGCACAGCAACAGCGGCACGAGCCAAUGAAGCGUUAACGCCGCUAGACGAUCCUGUCUACAGUAUUGCCAAUAAGUACACGCGCCGCUAUCAUCGCAAGCAUUGCCUCAACUUUGCUUCUGCAUUGGCGGCACGUAAUCGGCAAAAUCGUCACAAAUUACCAAUGCAAAGCGUAAAAAUCUUUCAUAAUCGUAACAUUGCAAUCACAAAUGGCGGUGGCGGUAGCUGUGCUGGUAGUGGGAGCAGCAGUAGUGUAAGCAAUAGUCGUAGCAAUAAAAUCGGCUGCAUUCCGCUGCCGACAUUAUCAUUACUGCCCGCGUACGCGUCGGUGAAUAAAAAGCAAAUUGUAAGCGACGCGACGAUACAGUCGGCAAAUAAUCGUGCAUUGCGAGCGCCGGUACGCUUUGGAGAAAUGCCAGUUUCGAUGGAGAGUAAUAGCGUUAGUGAGAAAGUACUGCGCAGUGACGUGGAGUCUGAAAUACGUGGAGCGCCGCGUUUGCCAACAACAGAGCGGAUGGCUUGCGCCCGGCCAAACAACUGUGAUACACCAAUGGACGCGACAGUAGCCGCUUCCGAAGUAGUUAAGGACCUAAUUAGUUUCGAUGAUGAUGAUGAAGAUGGCAAUAAUGGUAGCGAUAAAUUGACGGCGAGCCGCAAGGCUGGCGCUGUAGCGCCAAACUUCGCUUGUGAUACGAAGACCUUCGAUUUGUUGUGCGCUCCCAAUCAACCGUUGGCCGUCACAGCGGACGCGCACGAAUACGCUGACAAUAACGUCAGCGACGGCAAAAACAACUGCAACCUUCCAUUGCCAGCAGAUGCGCUUUGCAUGCAAAUUAGCGAAUCAGUCGAAUUCGGGGCAGCGCAAGCAAUACAAAAUGCCAGCGACGAUAGCGUAGUCGCUGCGAACGCUGUUGCAGUUGGCGCGCAACCAUCGAGCAAUAAUUCUAGUCGCAAAACAAGUUUCGACUCAACCUGCACCAUUAGUUCGAUGGAUUCUGGCUUUAUUGAAAUGCAGAAUAAGUUGGAGAGCUCGUUGCAGAGCGCCGCUGGUGCGCUACUCUAUGCUGCUACUGCCGCAAACGCGGCAAAUACCCGACCUACGCUGGCGCAAAUAUUCGACGGUCUGGAAAAUUCCACAGCGCCAGUUAAUGGCAACGCUGUGCGCGUUGGCUACAAUACGGCGGAACCGUGCGAUGCACCCGAGAAGAUAGCGCGCCUCAACUACAAGGAAUGCUUGACGCAGUCGCGCAAUCGACGCAAGUCCUACGAAGAAUUCAAAGCCAUGUUUGCCGCAGCGGCGCAUUUGGACGGCGCGCAUGGUGCGGUAGCGGAAGCAAGUGCGCGGCGUAAGACGCUACUGUCACGUACUGCCACUUGUUUGGAAAAGGAAACUCAAUACGCUGCGUCAAUGACAAUGCAAACGGCAUUAGCGCAUGCAGCAACAACAACACCAAUGUCCGCGGUUUCGCAGACGACGCCGACUGGGGCGACAAUGUCGAACGCAUUAGAAUCUAUAUCAGAACAGUCCGCGACCACAGGCGAAGAGAGUCACGGUGGCGCGGCUGUUAAUGCCCUGCCAAACGCCGCGUCUACACUUGCCAAUCGUCAAAUCGGUGCAGCGACCGACCACUUAGACACUUUUUCAGUGCACAGCGACUCGAAACCGGAUUGUGUAAACAAGUUUGCGGUGCGCACCGCUGAAAUGGAUACUGCUGACGUGUCCGCCUCACUGAAAACACCAUCAACCACGGCAACUACGCUGGCAGCAACGCCAAUAUCGCAACGGUCAACCACAGAAAUUUUGCGUAAGAAUUCGGAUUUUCUAUCGCAAAUACUCGAUCAAAAGGUGCUGGCGGCCAAAGAGAAAGAAAAAGCGCACAUACGCCGCAAAUCAUACGAGGAGUUCAAACGUUUGGUGCGCGAAUGCGAAAACAUGGACACUUUGGAAAGCGCUGGUUUAGUGGCCGAAGGCGCCGCGCCAAUCGCCUCAACGGCAACGCCAUUUAAACGCCAAAACUCGCGGCAUCGUAAAAGUUACGCAUCGUUUUUACUGAUGCGCCGCAACUCACUGAAAGAGCAGCAAGUGGCAGGCUCCAAUGCGGCAACACCCACGAAGUGCGGCGAUGCUGCCACCGCAACUGCAAGUGAGGCGCAACCGCCAAGCAACGUCGGUGCCAUUGUACCCUCGGCGGCAGCGUCUAUCAGCAAAGGUGUCUGCGGUGGUAAUAAUUAUAAGCGCAACUUCAAAAUCUACGAUAAGCUUGUUUAUGGCACCAUUUAUGACAUCAUACAACGCAAGAAUGACAUUUACAAUCUAACAUACCAUAAGUAUGACAAAUAUAUGACAUAUGGCACCAUUUAUGAGAUUCUGCACCGCAAAACAUCGCAAGCCUCCUCAACCGCCUCCUCCGUCACCAGUGCGGGCGACUUCUUUCAACGCAAAAGUCUUUCGGCUAUUUUGGAAAAGGAUGUUGCCACGCGACACGAGCGCCGCGAUAGCGCUCUGAAGACGGAAAAAGAUAAAGACAGAGAUGCAAAGGAGAAACACAAGCCAUUAAAGCCAACAAUGAUUUACGAUAUUAUACAAAAGCAACAACAGCAGCAACAGACGCAGAGCAACGCGUUGCAGGCAACAUGUACGGAUGACCGUAGCGUUAGCGCGUCAAAUUCGGUCACCGCAGCCGCAAAUUCCACUUCCUCGUCGGCGCGUUUGGGCAACAAUCGCAAAUAUGGUACGAUUUACGACAUCUUGCAAUUGGAAAAAUCGGAUGCAAGCAGUGCGCAGACGACGGCAACCUCAGGCGCGACGCACCCAGAAUCGAAGAAUCGUUUUAUUGUCAGCAAAAUCGAUGAAACCGCUGUCAUGCCGACAACCGCACAGCAGGGCUUGGAAGUACACACACCAAAUGUGGACACGGCAGGUACAGCCGCCGAUAAGUUGCAGCAGGGCGACGAUGCCGCCCAUUGUGAUGCACAGAAGUCUGUCAAAACAACGAAACCAAACAAAAUGAGAAGACUGUCUAAUAUAUUGUCCUAUAGUAAGCAACAUUCCAAGCCGGAGAAGUCGUCGAGCAGCGAACGUAUCGAUGAGCAGCCCGAACCUGCGGACUGCGCCGCCGAAGACGCGUCCAAAUCGAAGCACCAUGCGCAACACAAGCGACGUCUUGGCAUGCCGCAACUAUUGCCGUUGGACAGCGAGGAAUUAUAUGCGCGCAUUGUGGCACAAAACCGCGCCAACUCAACGGCCGGCAAGCAGAAAAACUCGAGUGGUCCUAUUAUGAAAUCGAGCUCGCUGGAUGCCAUCUCCACCACAGCUGCGGCUGCACUGAUUUCUCCACCCGCCACACCUUCGCCACCGUCGCCGCGUCGCAAUCUGAAACAACAUAACUGCCUGCAGCGUGCCGGCGCGCAAACGGCCCAAAGAUUGCUGGUCAAAAAACUGUCGUUGGAAAGCUUCGAACCGAGUCGGGUGCGUCAAGAACGCUCACCACUGCGCCGUUGGUCCAAUCAAAUGCCCAUUAAAUGCAAUUGCAUGCUGAACGGCGAUUCGCGCGAGGGUUCGCCCAUUUCCUUGGCGAGCAGCAAUGAAGAUUUGUGCGCUUGCGCCACAACUGCGGUCAAUGAAACGACAGCGCAAUGGCAACGUCAUAACUUCAGUCGUGAACACCACAAGCACCAAACGCCACAGCAUACACAUACGUGCCCGAAUUUCUUGACAUUCACACUGAACACAAACGCAACAGCGACAACAGAUAAAGAAAACGGUGCUCUCUUGCCAUGGUCGCCGUCUUCGUUGUGUGUCGGCAAUGCCGACUGUGCGUGCGCCUCGCUGGAGGAUUUCAAAAAUUUCCGUCUGAAUGCGUCAGCAAGCGCAACAACAAAUGCCGGCACCAGUGGUCAUCUGGUUGCAGGGUCGACAGCGAAGGGCAGUAGCGCGGCGCUGGCGCUCACCAAGAAAGCCAAGUCGCGUCGCUUGUCGGAGUUUACGCGUGGCGAAUUCUUAAACGAAAAACCUUGGUACUUCCGCAAGAUAAAACGAAUUGAGGCUGAGAAGAAACUAUUACUGCCAGAAAACGAACAUGGAGCAUAUUUGAUACGCGACUCGGAGAGUCGUCACAAUGACUAUUCGCUGUCGGUACGUGAUGGCGACACAGUGAAACAUUACCGUAUACGACAACUAGAUGAGGGUGGCUUUUUCAUUGCGCGUCGCACAACCUUCAGAACCCUACAGGAACUUGUUGAGCAUUAUUCCAAGGAUUCCGAUGGUUUGUGUGUCAACCUCUGCAAGCCGUGCGUACAGAUUGAGAAACCCGUUACCGAGGGUCUAUCGCAUCGAACACGCGAUCAAUGGGAAAUCGACAGAACUUCGCUUAAAUUUGUACGUAAGUUGGGCUCCGGCCAGUUCGGCGAGGUAUGGGAAGGCUUGUGGAACAAUACCACACCGGUGGCGAUUAAAACGCUGAAAUCAGGCACAAUGGAUCCAAAAGACUUUUUGGCCGAAGCUCAAAUAAUGAAGAAGCUGCGUCACACAAAACUCAUACAGCUCUAUGCUGUUUGCACCGUGGAGGAGCCGAUUUACAUCAUCACCGAGUUGAUGAAGCACGGCUCACUGUUAGAGUACCUGCAAGUACUUGCAGGCAAGGGACGCAGUCUAAAGAUGGCGAUACUCAUUGAUAUGGCAGCGCAAAUUGCCGCCGGUAUGGCUUAUUUGGAGCAACAGAAUUACAUUCACAGAGACUUGGCAGCGCGUAAUGUGCUGGUGGGCGACAAUAAUGUUGUCAAGAUUGCCGAUUUCGGUUUGGCGAGACUUAUCAAAGAGGAUGAGUACGAGGCACGUGUCGGUGCACGCUUCCCCAUUAAGUGGACAGCACCCGAGGCAGCCAACUAUAGCAAAUUCUCCAUUAAGUCUGAUGUAUGGAGUUUCGGCAUUUUGCUCACCGAGUUAGUGACAUACGGACGCAUACCAUACCCCGGUAUGACCAAUGCCGAAGUGUUAACGCAAGUCGAACACGGUUACCGUAUGCCGUCGCCGCCGAACUGUGAGCCACGUCUAUACGAAAUCAUGCUCGAGUGCUGGCACAAAGACCCGAUGCGGCGACCGACCUUCGAGACACUGCAAUGGAAAUUGGAAGACUUCUACACAUCCGAUCAGAGUGAUUAUAAGGAGGCGCAGGCCUACUGAUAAAUGCUUUACACUUCCAGCAGCACGUCUCACAUUAGCGAUAAUAUAAAGAAACCACAUAUACAACAUAGCAAUUGCCAACGCCACAGGAACAACAACAUCCACAAUAAUAUACACAACAAUUUGAGUAAGAUGAGUCGCAGCAGUAGUAGUAUGUUGCCGAUUGGUGCAA